Toxotes jaculatrix (banded archerfish) is the source of this 743-nucleotide messenger RNA. RefSeq names its product sperm autoantigenic protein 17 (gene spa17). Gene Ontology annotation, molecular function: calmodulin binding. The transcript has 3 exons. Bases 122 to 397 code for a protein of 91 amino acids. NCBI's taxonomy places the organism in Eukaryota, Metazoa, Chordata, Actinopteri, Toxotidae. The record is from RefSeq and is a predicted model, not a curated record.
AUCUGUAUUAUACCGGAGACUCAUUUAAAGAGAGCUUUGCUUGGUCCACAUAGAAAUUGAGGCAUACAAGUUAUACUAGGUCAACUCACCUGAAGAUUGAAGCCAUCUCUGAGAGUGAGACAUGGACUGUCACAAUCAGGAGGAGUGCAGCCGGCCCCAGGAGGAGGAGGACAUCAUGGACAUCCCCCUGGAUGACCCCGAGGCCAACAGGGCUGCUGCCAAGAUCCAGGCUGGCUUCCGUGGCCACAUGACCCGUAAGAAGAUGAAGCCGGAGGACAAAGCAGAAGGGGAGGAGGUGAGCAGCACUGGGGAUGUGCUCAACGGCAGCCAGGGGGACACAGAGACAGGAGGAUCGGGGGCAGUAGAGGGAGACGACACAUCUGUGCCAGAGCAGUGACACCCCUGUCCUGCCCUGGAUGAAGAGAAAGAGGGGGAGCAAGGUAGCGAGCGAUGGCUGGCAUAAGCUGACUGGGCUGGCUUUCAGACACACCUUUUUACCCCAGGAGUCGUUUUCUUUUUUCAACACAAAAUUAGCAGUAGAAAAUGAACAGUUUUGAGGGCGUGUUAUGUGAAUUUUGUGAACUUUAACACUCCUUCUCUGCUUCUCCAGCAGUCUCAUCAGUACGGAUGUCUUUGACCCAGAAUUUGCAACUCACUGCAUGUACUUGUGAAACUUCUGGUAGUGUGCUAGUUUUUAGAUGAUGAUCUGUGAAUGUGAAAAUGAAUGUCCUCUAAAUGCUAAA